CUGUAAUCCGGAUCCGGGACAGCAAUUGGAGAACUUCGGCUACUCAUUUAGAUUCAUUCUUGGAUUUUGUCGCGCUGUUCUUCUUAUUGGAUUUAGAUAAUCUGCUAAGAGUGGAGAUUUGGAGUUAAAUUAAAACAUUUUAAAUCAGAAACAAGUAGUAUAAUUUAAUCAGCAAGCUAUGUCACCCAGAAUUAAACUGUGAAAGUGGAGGACAUUUAUUUGUCAAGCAAGGUUUAAUUUGAUACCUCAUUUAAUCAUUUACGAUUAACUCCCCUUACUUCUGAUAUAUAGCCUAUAUAAUGAAUAAUAAUAGUAGUCUAAUUGAUAAUAAUAAUUGGUAUUUCUGCCAUUCUAUAUUUACUAUGGUCUAUGCCGUAUUGAUCUCAAAUUUAGUAAAUACACUACAGUAAAUUUAAUAAUGGAGCAGUUAAAUUUUUAAUUGAGCAUUAUUGGGGGGGAGACUCAUGAGACUGCAAUCGUUCAAAGCAGGGAGUUAGUGUUAAUGAUAAUGUUAUAGUAUAGUAUAAUUAUAGUCAGUGUUACUACUAGAUGGAAGAAUAGGUACUUCAGUUUUAAAAAUAAAAUAAAAUAUUACAGUUGUAUAGAGCAAAUUUAAAAUAGAAAAAUGAAAACAGAAUCAACUUUCUAGCUUUAACUUUAGAACUUUUUGAGUCAUGAAUUUUUAAAGGAAAGUGUCUAAGUGUCUAUAUUGGUAGUUAACUACCAAUAGCUUCUAGGGAGCUAUUUGUAGUAAACUACCAAUAGCUUCUAGAGAGCUAUUGGUAGUCCAACUAAUCAAAUCAACCAAAUUCGGAGCUUUAAAAACCAGCUUUCAAUGACAAAGGCGAAGCAUUGACCCAUUUUUAUUACUAGUUCAUACUAGUGACAAAAUCUUGGCACUAGUUAUAAAAUCUACAGUACCGUUUUCACCCUGUCUGCUGUACCUUUCCUCAUGCUCAGAUUUAGCAAUAUUACUAUAUAAUUAUAAUUUAUAAUAAUAUAGGUAGAUGAAUGAGAAUUAUUAAGUUAUUAACUGGGGGGAAAGUUUCGAAAGUCGAAAGGGAUCCUAGUCUUAAAGAAUGUUUCCCAGCUUCUUUUUUGCAAAGACCAAAGUAAUAUGUGCAGGAAAAAUAAUAAAAUAAUUUAUAAAAUUCAGCUGUAAAAUUUUUGUGUGUGCUAAUUAUUAUAAUAAAAUUAUAAAUUAAAAUAUAAUCCUGAAUAUGUCUAUAAUUACCAUAAGAAUAGUUUUACUGCAUACAAAGUGUGCAUGAUAAAAUAAUGAGUUAAUUGAAACUGUAUAAUAAUGUGAUUAGGCUUAAAGAUGAUAACAUAAGCUUAGGCCAAUCUUUGAUUAGGAACAAGGCUUAUAAGGUCACGUGACUUACACCCCCCCACUCCCUUUUUGAUAUUUUCUGCUGGGAGGUAGGUCUACAGAGUUUACUAUUAUUUACUUAUUUACACAAGUGAGCCCUCGUUAAAUUAUAAAGGCGUCAAUAUUUUUAUGUGCGCAAUUAAACAUUUUCAUUGGGUAUAUUGUGCUUCUAUAACACACAUUAAUUUAAAGUCUGGGAAUCACUUUUUACUAUUUAUUUUUUAAGGUGAUGCAGAAUCAAAGUUUUAAAGCUGCAAAUAAUCCGAUGAAAACAUAGGCUUUGCAGCGAUACAUAAAAUAAAAUAUAUGCAAAGAAAGAAAAAUAAGUGUAUUAUGUCUUUAAAAUCCUAUUGAAGUGAAUUUAUGCGAGACUAGACAAAAACAAUAAAUUUUGUCGGCACACUUUUUUUUUUUUACAAUAUAUUUGCAUAAAAGUGAUUUCAGUGAUGUAAUUUUAAAAAAAUAGUGACUACCAAAACCUAGACUUGGUCUAUACUGCACGACAUCAAUCUAUCACUAAUUGGUAGUUUUUUGCUACCAAUAUUGAAUAGCCACAGCCUUUUUAUAGCGCAACUCGGUUGUAAUUUUUACUAUAGAACUAUGGAGUAUGGACUGCACCUCCACAUUUUUUUAACCUGACUCCACUGAUUGAGUCACAUGCAAUUACUCAUGUUUAAAUGAUUUAUACAACUUUUAUUUUGUAUAUUAAUUAUUAAAAGUUUCAAUUUUAUAAUUAAUUAUAAAAGUGACACCAUUAUUAAUCAUACAAUUAUAAAUAAAUGUAACUUACUUAUUAAAGUUACUUUAGUUAAUUAUUUAGCGAUGUAAAUUAGUAAAUGUAAUAUGCAUUAUCAGUAAAUUUAAUGACUACAAUAUGCAUGUUCUGUUUACCAAGUCUAGCAUCGAUUAUAUAUAGAGUCUAUUUAAGGCUAGGCACCUCAAAAAUAAUACAGGUUUGGGACAACUUACUUGUAACUUUCAACUUUUGCACAUGUAUAAUUAAUUAAAACUUUCCCUGACUAAUGAUAAAACUUUUUUGCACUGAGCAAUCUCUUAUUAAGGAAACCUCUGAAAAUAAUGUGAUAGUAGUAUAGCACAUACAAGUGACUAAAUUGUUGCCCAUGACAAUGUUUUGCUCACAGCAAAGUAUGAUAAUUUAUAAUGUGGUCUCUACCGGAUUUUUAGACCUCAAAUUAAAUAUUCUUGUUAAAAUGCCAUCCAAGUUCACAAGUUACCCAUUUAAAAGCGUGGGGCCUGGUCACAUCCAAUCAAUCGAAGUUUGUCAGAGUGAACGACAUACUAUACUGCUCAAACAUAGAACUAUGACCUUUCUCGUAAAACACAUGGCACUAUGAAAAUUGGCACACAUGUAGAUCAAUGUAUUCCUGAGAAUAAAUAUGAAAAGGACAUAUAUUUAACUAAAUUUAGGUAGUCCAAACUUAAAUUAAUUAUGCAUAGCAGCCAUUUGUGGUGAGUUUCACCAGAUGGAAAUUUUUUAUCUAUGUAAAUGGAUUUUUAUAUGUAAAUAUCUCAUUACAAAAAAAAAGGGAUUCUCAGUCAAAUUUGCUGAAAAUUGACUAAAAAAUUGAUUUUUUUAAAAAAUUUAAACAACAGUAAUUAAUAAUUACCUAUAUUUCUAAAAUUAUCAACGAUGAAGUCCAGGAAUUGGUGUAUAUGCUCCAAAAUUUAUAAUUAAACCUGAUUUUUUUUUUCAGGCAGCCAGAACCAUUGAUUUAAAAGUUUUAAACAAAAUAACAAGACUACUUUUUAGUUUUUUUUAAAUUUUCCGACAGAAAAGGUAAAAAAAAAAACACACAAUGUCAAGAAUGCGUAAAUAAAAUUCAUUUACAAUAAAAUAUCAUAUCAAAUGAAAGAUAAUUUUUAGCAGCACAACAUGCACUGUGAAUUAAUUGCACCAAGAAACAUUUACAGGCGCUAAAUUAAGUAAAAAAUUUACCCACUAAACAGCUUUUUUAGAAAAUGAAGGUUAAAAAAUUGAUAUUUAAAAAUGCUUUUUAUCGUAACUGUAUCAAAAGAAAAUGAUGUCAGAUGUGUCUACUCAUAACUUAUAUGUUAAUAAAAACCAUAAUCAAUGUUGAGAGUCAUGAAAAAUAGAUAGCAAUUGAGCAUAAACUUUAAUUAAAUUGUUUGGGAAAUGCCCAAUCUCUAUCUUGGUAAGCUUCUGUACCUAAUUUUUAAUAUCCUUUUUGGUCUUAUUCACCUGGAGCUUGAUAAUAUGCUGUAGCAAUAGCAAUCUUUAACUCUGGCCAAAAAUAUUGCACAAAGGUCAUCACAGAUGGAAUAAACAAUUAAACUUAGAGCAGAAAAUAUUGUUUAAAUUAUGUCAUUACUCACUGGUACUCAUUAGGAUUGGGAUUCCACAAUUCUUUUUUUAAAUGAAAGAAAUAUGUUUGAAUUAUUUAAAAAGUGAUAGAAAUAUUUACUUACAAGAUGUCAAAUAUCUGUAUCAUCAUUGUCUUUGCUUUCUGUGCCAGUUUAACACAAGUAUGAAAUUAAAAAUAGUUUGCAAUUUCCUCACUAGUCAUACGAGGUCGUUUGGUACUCAAAAGAACAGUUAAUUUGUAAAAAAUUAUUGUUAAAUAGUAAAAUAAAUAAGUAAUAGGGCUAUGUUAACUUUUUUCUUUUUUAUUCAAGGAUCUAGGUCUAGCAUGUUAUGUCUAGACUUAAGUCCUAGACACCCCUUAGCCAGCUUUGAAAUUGACAUUUCUGCUUAAUUAACUUCUUAACCUAAUCUUUUAAUCUUCUCUGGCAUUGUUAGUAACACUGCAUUGAAUACACCCUUUCCAAGUUUAGGUCUAUAUGUUUAAAUGAUUUGUAAAACUAUUUUAUUUAACUUUAACACAAUAAUAAUUAUAGCUAUAUCAGCCUUGGCAGGUGUAUUUUUUAGGCACAUCUAUCAAGAGCUAAAAUACAUUAACAAAAUUAUAUGCAGGAAGUGAAUAAACGAUCUCUACCAAACUUUAUUUUUUGAUCAGUUUAUUUAGUUACACCUUUCAUUUGUAAAAAUAUAAGCUGAACAUGAUUUGUUAUUAUGUUCUGAAACUCCAAUUAAGUUGAAUUUUUAAAAAUGCUGAUUUUGCAAUUCUUCAAUAAGCAGUUAUUGAUACAAGUUUGAAAAUAGUGAGCUAGCUUAGCUUUAUUUAUUCACAUUAUGACAGGAAGGCUGAUGUUACUCCCUGAAAUGACAUGAUGGAAUCUUCGGGGGGUAAAGACAAGACUCAAUCACGGCUGUUGGCUCUGAGUCCUAUUGAUGUGAAAGAUGAACUGGAUGAGGUAAUAAUUAUCUGAAACCCUACAGUUUUUUGAAAAGCAAAUAAUAGGGUACUUUUCUUAAACCUUGCAUUUUUUUUUUCAAAAGCAAAUAAUAGUGUAGUUUACUGAAACCCUCCAUUUUUGUCAAAAGCAGAAAAUAGGCUAGUAUAUCCUUGAUUUAAAAAAGAUUUAUAUCUUUUAUUUAUAGCCUAGAAAAAGUAUUUUAAUACAGUAGAACCGGGUAAUGUCGCCGGCCUUGGGGUUUCCCAAAAAGCGUCAAGAUAAUCGAUCGAGAUAUACGAAAACCAAUAUGGCGGCAAUAUAUUGUAAAGAAACCGAGUGUCACACCUCGUUCCUCUAUCUAUUUUAUGUGGAUGGUUCCCUCGUUCACUCUGUCUCUCGGCAACAAUCAGGUAAUAACACUUGGAUGGUUAGUCUUUGCUCUUUUAUUGAUCUCCUACUUCGCUUAUACUUUCUCUCAUCUCGCACUCAACUCUGACUGUCCUCUACUCCUACCCGUUGGAGCUAUCCCAGACUUUCUGCUUUCCUGUCCGGCUGAGUUCUCCCUAGUCCUGUCCAACGGUCCCUUUUUAUAAGUCACUGGUUUGAUCGUUGCGUCACUAGAGAUUCCCCCACUUGGCUUUAAUCUUUUGCUACAUCUUUGGUACUAAAAUUUCUUUUAACGCCUCCCUUCGUUUAAAUGGACAUUAACUGACCGCUGGACUCGCAUAACGUUCCUAAUAGCCUCGCCAUGAUGUUAUGUGCCAAAGUACAACAAUUGGUCAGUUGGUCAGCCUCCACCAGGUUCGGGCUGAUACUAAAAUUUGUUCCAAUGCCCCCCCCCCGUUUUAAUGGCCAUUAACUAACCCUUGGUCAGUUUCCAUACUGUGAAAUCCCCUUUACCCCUGUACCACCCAGGUCCACUACCCAGGUCUAAACACUCCAUAAUAUUAACACGUGCUUGAAACUUCUUUAUAUAAACGAUAUGCGUUCAUAAAUUAGCUCCACAUGCACAUGUUUUUUGGAGGUUUUUUUUUUUACACAGCAGCGUUACCGCGAUUUGUUUGGUGAAGCGAUCAGCAUGCUAUAAAAAUUUACAUACAUGUUUUCUAAUAAACCAAGGCAAAUGUGGGGUGCCACAUUUUCGGAUUAUUCCGUAUUCGUGAGGCUAAAUAUUAUUCAGCUCCGGAUUCGCGAGUUUUUCUUUUCUUUUGCUCCGGAUUCGCCAUACGGAUUCUGGGUUUUAAAAAAACCCAUUAAACCUGUUAGAACAUGUGAAAGCCUAUUUAGUAUUAAGCGACAAGUGGGUUCGCUAUAAAUAGAACAGGUACUGCGACCCCUCUCUUUUGUUUGCAAGCCUCUCGUUUCUUGCUGUGUCAAGUUAAUUGCGCAGACAACGAUAUUGGUCAUUUUAUUUCAAUUACUACAGUUUAAGUAGGCAUGUUUCUGUUGUAUAUAAUUUUCAAAAGCCGACAAUUUGUCAUAGGGAUUGAGAUAACCGAGGCUAAGUGACAAAUUUGUGCUCGAGAUAUCAGGGUUCUGCGACAUAGAAGAAUUGACAUAACCGAGAAGAAAAUGCUAAGACAAAGAGAGAAUUUGGCGGUUCCACUUCAAAAACGUCGACAUAACAAGAUUGGCGAGUUAACCAAGGUCGAGAUAAGUGGGUUAGACGGUACUUCUAAAUGAGAUCUCAUUUACACUCUAGAAAAGCUCAUUUAGAAUGAUUAGAUAUCAACUUUGUGUUCAAUUAUGAAAAGGGUUAUUUUUAUUCAGAAUGUCAUACUUAUUAUUUGUAUGUGACUUUACGAUUUCUAUGUUAUUUCUCUAGAAAUUGGAAAGAUGCAACAGCAUUAUCUCUGGGCUUACAGCAGGUGGUAAUGAAAGAGAAAUCAAUGAUGCCUUAAAUGCUUAUGUAAGUAUCUGGUGAAAAGCAAUGUAAAAAAAAAUUGAAUAAAGUAGGAAAAUAAGGGAUUUUUUGAAGAUCCUGAUGUACAGACAUAUCUUAGGUAUUAUACUUAGGGUUAAGGCAGCAACAAAUUUAUAGGUCAAUUGCAAAAAUGAAUUUGGAAUGCCUUAGAGAAUGUUCUUAGGUGGACAAAAAAUAGCUUAACCUUAAUGGAAAUAGCUUAGAAAUGAUUAAAUACUAAGAAUAUGGACUCGGUUUUUUUUUUUCAGUAUUAAAAAUUGUGUUCCUAUGUAAAAUCUUUACUGUUUUCAGUUACUUUUUCUUAUCUUAAAUAAGAAAACAGCCUUUUAUUCUACAAUGAACGAAAUAAUAUAGUGAACUGAAUGAUCAACACAAUUGAUGGACUGCAGUAUGGGCCUAAAAGUCAUAACAUUUAUGACCAUUAUGGAAGUCAACACUAACAUCUCUGUUACCUGUUUUUAAAUGAUUGAACUAAGUGACACAAUCUGAUUCAUUAGUGAAAUAAGUAGAAAGGAAAAAUCUCUUAUAAUUUUUUUAACCAUUUGGUGCGAGACAUUUGAUAAAAGAGAUAUUGUAAUUUUUAGGUUGCAAAAAGCAAUCAGCAGCAUGAUGAAGUCCAGAUGGGCCUACUCUAUUCCAUUCUUACUGACACAAAAAUGCAGGUCAAGGUAAAUAGUUUUAUUGUCUUUAAGAUUUAUUUUAAUAUAAUUAUUAACUAUCAAUAUUAUUAAGAGCUGUUAUUGUGAGUAUUAUUAAUAUUUUUUUAAGUUCAAGGAUUUAUUCACUAUGUUCUGAUUAAGGAUGUUAAACGAUGACUGGCAUUCUGGUAAUUGGUAUAGAAAUUGAUUUUUAAAAAGCAAUAAUCAAUCAUUUUUAUGUUUCUCAAAGAUUUAAAAAAAAAAAAUUCCAAACUUUUAAAAAUAAUUGUUUUGUAAAUAAACGACUUUAAAAAGUAAUAAACAAUUAAUAUAACGUGUAAAACUGGUAAAUGCCUUGCUUUUCUAACUGUACCAAACGUUUCCAAAACAACUAGUUGACUGCCACUUGGAAUGAAGUAUGUGGUUGCCUUGUUUUUCCAGGCAGGUAUUCUGCUAGAGGCAUAAAUAUCAAUUAAUAAGUUUGCACAAGUGCAGAUUGCAUUAUCACAAAUUGAUCACUUGUUAUAAAAUAUAUCCAAUCCUGGUACAAAACUUUAUCAAAAUGAGUUGCUUUUACUGUUCUAAAAAUAGAUUUCAACGGUAGCUUUCGUUCUUAUAAAAUAAUAAUAUGUUAAUCAGACCUUUUCACGUGGAACAGUUGUGGAUGCAUUGUAAAAAUCAAUAACCAAUUUGCCAAAUAAACGAUAUUAACAUCCCCAGUUAGGAUUUUUAAAAAAUUUCUCAUGAAUUGCUAAAUAAAUUUUUUUUUAAUAACAUUUCAUUCACUUCAAUGAAUAGUUCAGAAGAUUUUAAAUGCUAAUGUGUUUUUAACAAAAAUUUCAUCUAUGAAGAGUUUCCGGGAAUUGAACUUGGUGGUUAGGGAUGGACUUACUUGUCUUCUGACUAAAGUCAACCAAAUUGUUUAUGAAAAGUGGCUGAAACUUCUUGACUCAACCAAGGCUCAGGUAAUGUAAAUAGUUGUCCCUUGGGAAUCAUUUGGUCUUAUAUAAAAUGAUGUGUGAAAUUUGUUGUUUUAAAAGAUCUGCACCUUUUAUUUAAAAAAAAAAAAUAACAAAAAACUUUGGACAUUGUUACAAAAAUCUUAUACAUCUAAUGUUAUUUAUUCUGAUAACCUCAGAUGCUAUGGCUGUGCAGAGAGCUGGUAAAGAUGAAUGCUCAGGGAGCAGACAGUGUUUGUAUUGGCAUUCUCAGGCAGAUAGUUGGUAAGUUUGAGAGCAGACGGUGUUUGUAUUGGCAUUCUCUGGCAGAUAGUUGGUAAGUUUGGGAGCAGACAGUGUUUGUAUUUGCAUUCUCAGAUAAUUGGUAAGUUUUCAAUGUCAAGCAUUUUUUUUUCAAUUUAAAAUUUCAAUUCUUAAGUACCGAUAUAAAGCUUAAUUAGAACAUUGGUACAUUUACUAUUAAAAAACAAUUGUAUUUAUAUUAUUGGUCGAUUUUUCAGGAGGUGAUAUCUCUCAGAGGAAUAUAUGGUUAGCAGAGAGCAUGUUGGAUCUUUUUCUGGAUAAUAAGUAAGACUCAUUUGCAAGCCCCCGAGUUGCAAACAGUAGAAAUUAUGAACGUUUUCUAUUUAACUAUUUUAGGCUUAAAAUGAAGAAUUCAUUUUGUCUUUAUAAAUAACUUCUUUGUAUGCUAUGCAAAAAUGCAAGUGGAAGUUUUUUUUAGCAAGGAUCAGUUAGAAGUUUGUUUUUUUUUUGCAAUUUUUAAUUUAGACCAUUCCUUGCCAAAAAUGUUUCCUUGAUGGCAACAGCUGUGUACACAUAUUUGAGGAUCAUUGUUGAUCAUGGGGCAUCAAUGCUCACUACCCUUCGACAAAAAGAGGUGGAAAUAUGCAUUCAUCUUUUAAGGACUCAUGUAAGUUAUGCUAAGUCUUUUAAAACUACCUGAACAUUUACACUAAAUCUUUAAACCAAUUAUUUGAUUUAUCAUAAUAACACAGAGGAAUUUAUGAGGGAUUUGCUGUGAAAUCCUUAUAAGAUCACUUAAAAAUAUAUAUAAUUAAUUAUUAAAAUAAAUAACGGCUUUAAACAUUUUUUAUUUCCAGUGGCAAGAUUGCAUGCAGAUAGGCAGAGAUCUUAUUCGAUUGUUGCAAAAUGUGGCUAGAAUUCCAGAGUUUGAUGCAUUAUGGAAGGAUAUUUUAUUAAAUCCAACAGUUUUGUCGCCCACUUUUACAGGUAGAAUUUACUUAAGCUUCUUGAUUAUUUGCUCAUAUAUAAAUAUAAUUUUAAUAAAAAAAAUUAUUGCCAAAUUAUUAACCAUGAGGACCUGAUACUUAUAAGUUUCUCUAAAUAUAAUUAAAUUUUUUUGCUCUUUAGGUGUUGCUCAGCUGCUUCAAAUACGAACAUCAAGAAAAUUUUUGGUCGGAAGACUUACUCCCGAUAUGGAAAAUAAACUAAUAUUUCUUAUAACUAAGGUAUUCAAUUUAUUUAACUGCUUUAAACAAAAUUGUUAGAUAGUCAUAAAUUAAAUUAAUGUUUCUCGUUAAGAAAGAAAAGUUAAAUAAUUCAUCCACUAUCAGCUAUGGAUGCACCAAAUAUGCAACACUUCCGUGAUUGGCUGUCUAAAUAAAAAAUGUGUCUACACUAACAAAAUGUAAAGGAAAUCCGACUCAAUAAAAGAAGUAAGAUGGCAUCAGAUGAUUGUGGGUUCGUCUGGUGUUCUGUAACGACCAGUUUGAAAUCAGUUGUUGUAACUCUAUUGUAAGAUCAAAUAAUUGUGUUUCUAAAUGCGAAAAGUUUAUAUAAUUUUUAUUGAAUUUGGGGCAAAUAGUAAACAGCCUCUGUAUCCUGCUGAUUAAAAGAUAUGUUGGUAGCAGCUUAUGUCAUAUAAUUUUGAAGUCUUCUCUAUUAAAAUUAUGAACUAGAAAGAAUAAACCGUUUCUUACAAUAUGAAGAGGAAUAUUCUCCUGAAUAUAUAUAUGGACAAUGGCAAACUAUAAGGGAUAUUUUUAUAAGGGAUUUGUAUAUAUCGUGAGCCUCUGACUACAAUAUAUUUUAAGUACAACUUUUUUUAUACCUGUUUUUCUAAAUUGCCCCCCUUUUUUUUUUUUUAAAUUUGUACACUAGGAACAACCAUUUGUACCUUAACUCUUUUGCUGCGGAAUUUUUUAUCGAAAAAAAUUUACAUUUUUUUCAAAGAGCGAAAAAGAGUGAGAGGUUGGGUUUAUUAGGAAAUAUUUAAAAUAUAAUUAUUUGGUUUAUAAGACUAAACUUGGUAUCAAAUAAAAUAUAAAUGAAAGGAAUCUAUGUUUGUAAGCUUAUUUCUUCAGUUUAAAUAAAAUAAGUUGCCGAAAAGAACCAUAAAAUGAAAUAAUAAACCAUUUUUCCCCCAAACCCUAUGAUGUAUGAAUACCUCAUCUUCAUUUCUAUAACUAAAAUCCUCUAUAACUACUACUAUCGGAAUCAUGUGAUGGAUCUAAAUAUAAAUCAUCUUCACUAUCAAAAGAAAUAGUAUAAAACAAUUCCAAAGAUUUUUGAGCUGUUAAUCAUCUAGGAAACUUACUCACCUACUAGGACCUAGAGUAGCCAUAGCAACAGUAGAAAAAAAAAGUGAAAGAAAUCAUUAAAAUAAUGCUAUGAUAUGUCUUGCUAUACAUUAUUUGAUGUGCAUUUUUUUCGUACAGGUUCGCUUUGGAACACAGAAGCGUUAUCAAGAUUGGUUUCAAAGACAGGUAUUUUAAAUCAAAGAUUAAAAAGCAAAUAUUAACAUUCAUUCAGUUUUAGAUAAACGCCACAAUAAUUUAAAAAAAGAUUAAAUAAAUAUUUUAUUUUAAAAUUAUUUGUUAGUAAUCAUGUUACAACUGGAUCCAAGUCCCUCAUACCAAAAGAUUAUUACAAUUAUAACAGGUAACAAGAUUUUUAUGUAAAUUGACAUGUUAUAUAAUCUUUUACAGUAUCUGUCUACUCCUGAGAGCCAAUCUCUUCGUUGUGAUCUGAUUAGAUACAUCUGUGCAGUUUUUCAUCCAUCAAAUGAACUUUUAUGUUCAGACAUCAUACCCCGGUGGGCUGUCAUAGGUUGGCUUCUUACCACGUGCACUGUAAGGAAAGAUAAAGCUUCUUUUGAAGUUUUUAAAGGUCUUCCUAAUGCAAAAUAUUAAUUUCCUUUUUUGUAUGUAGUGUUAAACCAAAUUCUCUUUAGAUUAGAUUAUUAUUUUCAAAUAUUUAGGAAAUAUAAGCAUAUCAUUUAAAUUUUUAAAAUUUUAUUGAGCUUUUGCAAGUAGAGUUUGAUAGAUCUUUUUCUUUUUUUUUUAAACCAGUCUAAUGUAGCAGCAUCUGAUGCUAAACUAGCUCUGUUUUAUGACUGGCUUUUCUUUGACCCUGAAAGAGACAGUAUUAUGAAUAUAGGUAAGGAUUAGUUUAAUUUAAUUUUGAUUUAUUUCUCUUCUUUAUUUUAUACAGGAUAAUUUAAUUUUUCUAUACUUAACUAGUGAAUUGGGCGUUAACAUUUCUUUCAUGGAUAAGGAGUAUAAUCCAUAGAAACAUGCCUCUAAUCCAUAAUUUGUGCCAUUCCCAGAAUAACAAGCUAUUUAAUUACUUGUACUAAUGAAUAAAGAAAAUGAGCUGUAUUUCAAAAGACAAUAUUUUUACAAAAAUUUGCCAUGGUCUCAAAAUUUAAUUAGUUAUAUUUUGAUAUCUAAGCUUUUCUAACUGUAAUCGAGCAAUACAAAUUUUCAUGCUUGGAUUUUAUACAAUUGAAAUACUCAAAUCAGAUGGCUGCAUGCAUUCCACAAUUUAUAUCAAAUGGUUUCAAGUUCUUAUGGCUUCUGUAUUUUGAAAGUUUUAAAACGCCAAUUAAAAUAUAAUACAUGUGGCACCAAAAAAAGAUUUAAUUUAUUAUUUUGGCAGAUUUUUAACUUGUACCAUGCGCUUUAAAUUCUAUAGGACUUAACUUAAUUUAGACAUGGGAUACAAUUUAUCAUUGUUCAUUAAUUAUUUUUUUUAAAUGAGUACCGAGUACCAGUUGUGCUAAUUUUUAAAAUCCUUUUUUAAAAAACAAAUUUAGAACCAGCAGUGCUGGUGAUGUUUCAUUCUAUGCGGCCACAUCCAGCCAUCACUGCAACCUUAUUGGAUUUCAUGUGCAGGGUAAGCAAAAUAACAUAUAUUUUUUUAAAUAUUGGCCAACCUAUUCCUCUUUCGGUCAACAGUCAUCCAUGAUUUGCUUUUCUAAAAUCAAUUCAGCACUGAAAUUUAUUGCGGUUUUAUUAAUUUUUUCCUUUUUUUUUGUUGGUUUUUUUGUUACUGCUUGCUAAUACAGUAAUACUAAUCAAAGCAAUUUGACUAAAGAUAUUGUUCUUGUUUUGUAGCUUGGAGGCUGGCAAACCAAUGACUUCUGAAAAAGUGCUAAUGCUAACAAAUCUUUCAUUGUUAUCAACUAUAAAAAUAAAUAAGCCUAAUUUGUGGGAAAUGCUUAGAAAAAUACAACUCAUAUGCUUUUCUGUAACAGCUAUAAACUAUAUUGUAUAAAUGAAGAAAAAGUUAUUAUCAAGCAGUUAUUAUCAUACUCAAUAAAGUCUAAAAAUUGCUAUUUAUCUAUAAUAUUUCUGGAAAAAAAAAGGUUGUUAUUGCUAUCAUAUGGAAAUGAAAAACCUGUGAGAAAACAUUCAGAAAGGUUGAGUUUUUAUAAAGAAAUCUCAUAUAUUGUAUAUUAAUCUUAAUUUUCUUAAAAAGUACUUCUUUAUAUUUCAGAUUAUGAACAACUUCAGUCCAUCCCACAUGUCACAGAUUCGAAAUAGCAUUUUCACAGCUCUACGAACUAUUCUUGAAAAACGUGUAUUACCGUUAGUAAAGUAUUUUUUCAUACAAACAUUAGUGUGACAUAAAAUCAUGAAAUAAGAAAACAUUUGUCAGAACAGCAAAUUCAAUCAUGCUAACAAGUCAGCAAUUUUGAUUUUAUAAGUUAGACUUCUUUGUUAUAGUUUUUUAAAAUAACGAGAUGAUGAUACAAUGAAAGUAUUGUGUCUAAAUUUAUUAUUAUGACAAAUGCUUGUAUAAAAAUAUUAAAUAUUAAUUAAUACAUAAUACUGACAUAAUCCUACUUUAAUUACAGUUCUCUUUCACCAUUGUUUGACAAUCCUAAGUUGGAUAAAGACCUUAGGAAUCUGUUACGAGAGCACUUUACAGAGUUUUGCAGUCAAGAAGGUAGUAAUUGUUGUAAGAAUAUAUCAAGAAUUACAAGAGCACCUAGUGAAAUAAUUAGCUUGUCUGAUAGAGAAGAAAAGGACAGUGAAGAUGAGAAUUGGAAUAGGAAAGGUAUCUUAAACAAUGUUAGGUUGUUAUGUUGUAUUGAGUAUUCCAUUCUUAUUAAAACCUUUAUUCUUGAAAUGAACUGUUAUUAGAAACAAUUUUUAACCAAUAUCCCUACCUCUUAUAGAGACAAAAGUUUAUAUUUAGCUUACAUGGACAAGAUACUUCACGAUUUCAAAGUUUGGCAAAUCCUUGUAGCAUCUUAUUGUGAAAUAGGUUAUAUCAAAAUCAAUAUAUAUAUAUAUAUAUAACAAUUUGUAGUAUUUGCACAGAUUCAUAAUAAAAAUCUGAAAAAUAACAUCCAAUAAUUGUUUCUAAAUUUUACUAAAUUGGUUAAAGUGUUGAACAUUUUUAUUUCAAUUGCCAAUCUGGCCAAUUAAAAAAAACACAAUUUUUUCACAACUAAGAAGUGUUUUUAAGAGGGAAAGGUUUUUGUUGUUUCUGUUUUGGUUUAAUUUAGUGUUGAAAACAUCUUUACUUUUAGAUUUAUGCUACCGCUAAUUUUUUUUUUUUUAGAAAGAAUUUAUUGAGCUUUUUAUUGUUAUUUUAAAAAAUAUUAUAAAUAAUUGAGAUAGUUGGAAGCUUCAAAUGAAACAAGUAUUCUUGGGUUUUAAUGAAUGAGUUUAAUGAAAACAACUUUUUUAGUAACUUUCAUCUAUCAAUUUAAGUGCUUAAGAAAAUCUUGAAUAAUAAAAUGAAAAUGUAAUUGAUGCCAUUUUUCCUAUUAUGUUGGAAAUGUUUUUAUUUUCACUUGAAUUUUUGUCCAACUUGUUAUUCUAGUAAAGGAUGAAUCCCUGCCUAAAGAUGAACUGGACAUGGACACAGGGAACAACCACAUAGGGGAGAACAAUCUUUCUGAUGCUUGCUUCAGUGAUGAUGAGGAAGAUAAUGUUCCCUUAGGUCUGUACUUUUAUUCUGUAAAUUUUUUAAGUUUUAUACAGCGUUAAAAAAAUCAUUAGUAUAUAUACGAUCUUUCUUGUUUCAUAUAUUUCCUUACCAAUAAAUAUGACACUGUUUCAUAUUUCCUUAACUAUACAAAUGCCACUAUUUUUUCCCCACUGUAGGUAAAUUGAAGGAUGAAGUUGGUUUCCGUCCCAUUAAAGAGUCAGCAGCCUAUGUUCCAGUUGAUAUUACUGAACACUUAAACCAGCUGAGUGGCCAGAUUCAUGAUCUUACUGUAGAAUUGCAGGGGGAAAGGUGAGACUAGGAAAAUUUUGAAAUAAAUAGUUAUAUGAAAAGAAUACAUAGCCUUUUUAGGUUAAAAAUAACUCAUUAUAUUAAUGAUAUAAAUUUUGAUAAUGUUAAAUUCUGAUUCAGCGUUUUAGGUGAGAAUAAUAAUUCUGAAUAAAAGUUUAUUUCCCCUUUAAUUAGGAACCAAGAAAUGCAAUGUGAUUUGACUGAUAAAUUGAUGCAAGUUGUAAUUCAAGAGGUAUAUUAUUUUCGAUUUUGUAAAUAUAAAUAAUUGAUUAUUCAAAAGUAGAGGUUACCUGGAGAUUUAAUAAAUUUUAAAAUGUUAAUUUCUCUCUAUGAGUUCAUGUUUUAAAUUAUGUAAAAUGCAAUCUAAAAAUAAAAUCAAUUAUACCAUAGAGGGCUUAAUUAUUAAUAGACAAAUUAAUUACGCCGCAUGAAGCUUCAGCUUAGUAGUUAUUUUAUUAUUAAGAAGUAAUAAAUCAGUGUACCUGCUGAAAUGCUGUGCCUUUAUUUUGGGUUGGUUGGGUGGGCAGGGCUAAAAGAGGGUUUUGGUCAACAAAUCUCUAACACAAGGGAUAAACCAUCCAAACCUUGCUACAAAUCACUGCCAAAUGUAAAUUCACAUCUUAUGUGAUUUAGUCUGGAGGAAUUAAUUAGUGUAAGACUAGUUAGAUGUAGAUAAUUGACUGAGUUGUGAUAACAAGUUUCAUCUCAAUAGGAGGACUUUGAUCAAGACCAAGCAUCAACGUUGGCCAUUUGUUUGUGUCAGAUACUCAGUUCUCAGUUCCAAAACAAAUUAUUUCCACAAGAAAUAGAUGAAGAGUGAGUAGUUCUAACUUUAUUAGAAUAAGGCAAUUAUGAUAUUUCAAUAAUUCCCUUACUUUAUGAAAUGUAAUAUUUCAACCUAUAAUACAUUUGUUCUUGGUAUAUGAGAUCCAAAUACGUACCUAAUCUUUUAUUAUCAACUGCAGUUAUGAUUUAUAUCUUUAACAGUGUAUAUUAUUUGUUUUGGAGCCUGUGAUGUAUGUAACUGCAUGAAUAAAAGAGCCAUUUUAGGUUUAGAAUUUUCAUUUUAGAUUUAGAAUUUUCAUUUUAGAUUUAGAAUCUUAAUGAAUGUAUUAAAGAUUAGAUAUUAUAUAACAUUUUUUAAAUGGCAGGUCCAUAGAAGACUCAAUCGGCACGCCUUUAUUUGUAAUAUUCAGGUAAGACUAUUUAACCUUUAGCAACAUUCAUUUUAUUUAACAGGGGAAUUUAAUUAAGAUAAAUCUUUUGAGCCCUUUUAACCUUAUGAAUGUAAGCUUUUUUUGUUAAAGCUGUUAGUGUUUUCUUUGAACAGAUUUUUGAGUCAAAUGUCGGAGGAAGAUCCACGAAGACAGCCUGUGUUACAACUUUUAGGGGAAAUGUACUUGAAACAGCCUCGGCUUGGAUACUUGCUGCUUUACUUUCUAAAAGUCAGGUAACUAAUAAUGAGAUAAAAAUAUAUGUUAUUGUUCUGUCAUGGUUUAUUUAUUUUAUCUUGCGGAUUGAUGGUAUCAGUUAGAAAUAAGUUUUGUGCACCCCUUGAUAAAUAAAUGUUCAGUGUAAAUAUAUUUCUUGAAAUGCAAACUCAUUUUUGGAUACCGUUUUGUUUCAGUAAAGGCAGUGAUGAAAAAAUGGCAACCUACAAAGAUUUUUGUCAAAAUCUGGACACUAAAGAUUUGAAAUCUUGCUUAGUAAAUGAUCUAAAGGUAAAAGCUUAUUUGACACUUUUAUUUAAAGCAACUGACCUUGUGGCACUUUUUUGUAUAUAAUACUUGAAUAUUGUGGUUGGGCGGAUAAAGAUCUGUUUGAAAAUUUAUAUAGUUUGCAGUAUUGACUUAAUCUGCUUAAAUUGUUUGCUCUAAUAAAGUACAUUUUUUUAUCCUCAGCUGUGUCAGACGGAUGAUGUAAGAUUGUUUACAUAUCUUAUUCCAGACAUAUAUACACAUGUAAGUCUAAAUACAAAUCUUAUUCCAGACAUAUAUACGCAUGUAAGUUUAAAUGCAUAUCUUAUUUCAAACAUGUGUUUCAAUGUUUAUUUUCCUGACGUCAGUGAAUGUUGUUUUAUCACAUGAUGCGUUUAUCAAAUGCAUCUUCUCAUUGUUAGUCUUGUAACUGUAAGUCUAGUGAAAACAACUUAAGCUGAAACAAUGGAUUUAUUUAUGUCCAAAUUUAAAUAUUUUAUGGACUGAUUAGAGAUGCCACAUUAAGUUUUAUCAUUUCUUUUAGUUUAGGGAAUAUCGUCAGUAUAGUCUGAUAUUUAAAAAAGUACACACCCUUUAAAUGAAACAAUCUUUUAAACAGUGAGUAUCAGGCUUCUCAUUUGAAACAGAUGUACAUAUUCCUUCUCCUAUAAUAUAUUGAAUACUCCUGAUAUGAGACUCUACAUUAUUUCAUUGCAGUUUCCAAACAUUGCUGUUGGCAAUGCAACCAUUUUAAAUUUGAUUGUUUCAAGCAUAGAUGGUUCACAGGUUGGUGAAUUAUUACUGUGUGUUUCUUUUUAUUUAAAUCUCAUAGCAUUUGGUAAACUUUUAACAUGUAUAUUUGAAUUUAAUUACUCAUUAUUUUUCAGCUCCAGGAUUUGAUUUGUCAAAUUUUACAAGGUCAUUUGUUGAUGUUCAAAAACAGAGAAACAUUUUUAUCAAUUCUCAGUAAGUAAAAAUAUUUCACAUUAAAACUUAUCUAAAUAAAACCCCCAUCUUUGAAGUACAAGAGAUUUAAUGGGCAUAAAACUAGAAAAAUCUGAUUUAUUUGCCAGCAUUAGACUUAGACUUAGUGUACCAGUAUUUAGUGUACUGUACAAUAUUUAAUGAUAAGUCAGAUUUAGGGACAUAAUUCAUGUUAUAUAUAAGACAAAUAGUAAAUGCUUUAGCAUUUUAUCGUAAGACCAAAUUUAAAUGUUUUGAUGAGGAUGGCUAAGAAAAGCCAGAUAAUUGUUUGGACCAUGUUGCAGAUGCCAGUCUAGACUGGGAAACAAUAGAACAGUACUUUUUAUGGCAGCUUGUGAUGGCACACAACAUCCCAGUGGAACACAUUCUGCCCAUUCUACCAAAACUAGAAUACACAGGUAAGUUUUUACUUGAAAUCCUGUACAAUGAUAUCAUAUGUAAUCCUGUACAAUGAUAGCACAUAUAAUCCUGUGCAAUGAUAGCACAUAUCUAUUAAUCAAAAUGUUGUUACUCUGUUCAUUUAAAAUAAAAGCUGACAUUUGUGCCUCAUUUUAUGACUGUGGUAUAAAUCACUGAUCCCCAAAUGGUAGUCUGCGGAUCAACGCAUGAGCAUAUAAGACGAACAACAUGAAUAGAAUGAAUAUUCAUUCUCCUUUGUGUGCAGCCCUUUCUACAACUGAGCCAUGAAUUGAUCAGCCUAUCAAUAAAAAGCAGCAUGGCACAUUGCUCAUUAAAGAGUACCUGUUAUCUAAAUGUUUUUUUCCCCCUCUAUUUGCCUUAUAUUCCCAAAUAAAAUUAAGUUAUAAAUAUGUCUGAAAACCGCUAUUGAAGUUUUUGUUUUAAAACAGCUGGCUUUUAAUGAUUAGUUGAGUCCUAUCAAAUGGCUUAUUAUGGAGUAAAUAUAUUUAAAGACAUUUAAGGUCAGAUAAAAGUAACAAUAAUUAAUAAAUCUGGUACUAGGCCCCAGGUGCAAUGGGAAACAUUUUCACCUCUCCGUCAACUAAAGUUCGGGAAAUGCUGAUUUAGAUAACAGAACAAGAUUUUUAAAAAAAAUUCUUACAGCAUGUUUCAAAGAUUACUUUUUAUGUGACGCCUAUUUUCUGUCAACAGCCAAUGCUGAAGCACUAACAAGUCUUAUGGUACUUUUGAAGCAAGUCAGGUAAUUAUUUAUGAAGCACCCAAGAAAUAUUGGUGUACAGUCAUCCUGACCUGGGAAGACUUUUCUAAGAAAUUCAAAGCUUAAAUGGAUGAUUAUUUGUUUAUAUGGAGCCUUAAUGUGGCCCAGUGCCUUUGUACUGUCACUGGAUUUUCCCUUUCUAAAAGUCUCUGUCCUUGAUCCACCUCAGAGAAAAUGUCAACAUUUGACUGCCACACAGUUUGCCUCACAUAGUUUGCCUCACACAGUUUGCCUCACAUAGUUUGCCAUUCAAGAUUUAUUUAAUCAUGAAUGAAGAAAAAGCCUAACAAAGAUUUGUGUUCUGAUCGCCACUAUUAGUCAAGUUUAAAGAUCGUUUGUUAAAAUGUGAUUAUUGAGGGUUGAAGUGAGACUUUUGGCGAUAACUUUCUGAAAAAUACAUCUUCGUCAGGUUGUUAAUAACAGUUAUGAUAACAGUUGUUUUAUAGUUUUUAUAUCUCAAAUACUUUGAAAUUUUAGUCCUAGCUGGGAUAUCUUACGGCCAGUCUUGUCAAGGGAGUGCAAGAAAACUGACUACUUCACUGUAUCAAUACUAAAAUACUGGGCCCAAGAACAUGAAGACAGAUUAGCCGAGCUGAUUAACCUCCAGCUGACUAAGCUCAAUGGAACGCCAAAGAAAAGACAAAGGUUACUGGCUUUUCAAUUUGCACAAAUCAGAUAAUAACACAAAAAAAAGAAUUCACAUUUUAUAGCUUUGAUAAAUGCUGGAAAAACUUGGAAACGCCAAUAAAAAAUAAACGUUUUGUCCUUUAGGGCCGGAGGCACAAAAAAGGAUCAUCCAACUGUAGACCAAAUCCUUGCACACCUAGAUCACAUGCGGCAGGUCUGCAGAAACAUAUCAUGUGAGUUAAGUGUUGUUCUUACUCUUCAAAUGCACUUUUCUCCUUUGUUCUAUUACUUUGCUCAUUUAUGUUACAUUACUUUGCUCAUUUAUGUUACCGUACAUUACUUUGCUCCUUUAUAAUUUAUAUAACUUUGCUCAUUAAUGUUAAAUUACUUUGCUCAUUUAUGUUACAUUUACAAUGUUUUUGUUCCUUAUCCCUUGCAGUUUUGAACCAUGAAAAUGUUCAGCAUGCCCUUCAGCAAGUUCAGAUAACAGCAAGUGAAGCUCAGAAAACCAAGUAAGACAGAGAAAGGCACCAUUUGAUUUUAUUUGUAUAAACCUGCCCAUUAGUUAGUCGGCAUGAUGUAAGACUUUUACUAAUGAUGUUUGUAAAAUAUUGUUUUUAAAGGGCUGUUGGGUUUUUAAAUAUAAUAAAAUUUGAAUAAAAAUAAUGUUAAGUCCUUUAUGCUGCCACUAAAGUGUUGCUUGGUAAUCUAAUAGUUUUGAAAUAUAAUCAUGUGAAGCAAAAACAUGAUAUAAAAUUGUCAAUUAACCCAAACAGUUUAAAUUUGAUGUAAGAUUUCAAAUAUUUUUCUUCUACAGAUAUAGUGAUCUACUUGCAUUAGCUGAGGAUAUUGAUGAGUUGAAGACAGUUCGUGUUUUGAGGGGGAGAAAAGCAUCAAAUGCCAGUGGCUUGAGUCCGAAAUAUUCAAAAAGCAAAAAAUCAGCGGAGAGUGACAGUGGAAGUGACACUUCAGAUGUAAGCUUUGAAUUCAUUUUAGUUCAGUUUCAUUUUUAGAAAAGGGCUCUUUCUUAAUACAAAUGAUGAGUCAAGUGCAAAAUAUACUUUAUAAAAACAACUGUGUUGACAGAUGAUUUUAAAUUUGAAAGAAUUAAUAUUGUGAUAUAAUUUAAUUUUUUUCAGGAUGAAAUCAAACCCCAGACGAAAAAAAGGAAAAAACUUGUCACUAGUGUGGAUGAUGAAAGUGACUAAUCAGCCCUGAUUCAGGAAUGUACAAACUUCAUCACAAUAUAUUGCCCCCCUUUAUCAUCCAAAUAUGCCUCAUGCUGUACAAGUUUUCAUCAUUUUCAUGUACAUUGCCAUAAAACUUAUUCAUAGACCAUAGAUCUUAAAAAUUAAUGUUUUUACUCUAUUUUUAGCCUUUGUUAAGGUGGAUAUGUUUUCAUAAUAUGUAUGGUUCAACAAAAUGUGAUGACAAAUGCCUGUUACAAUAUGUCAUUUUUUUUGGAAUACCAAAUAAUGUCAUUACAAAUGUGUAAUAAAGUAAUUUUGAAAAUAA
Molecule: messenger RNA, 20664 nt
Organism: Lymnaea stagnalis (great pond snail)
Lineage: Eukaryota; Metazoa; Mollusca; Gastropoda; Lymnaeidae
Source: the annotation of a GenBank genome assembly